AAUCAAUCUCGAGGAAAAAUGUCAGGAAGAGGAAAAGGAGGAAAAGGAUUAGGCAAAGGAGGAGCAAAGAGACACAGAAAAGUUCUUCGUGACAACAUUCAAGGAAUCACAAAGCCAGCGAUUCGUCGUCUCGCUAGAAGAGGAGGUGUGAAGAGAAUCAGUGGAUUGAUCUAUGAAGAAACGAGAGGUGUGUUGAAGAUCUUUCUGGAGAAUGUGAUUAGAGAUGCUGUUACUUAUACUGAGCAUGCGAGAAGGAAGACGGUGACUGCUAUGGAUGUUGUUUAUGCUUUGAAGAGACAAGGAAGAACUCUUUAUGGAUUUGGUGGUUGAACAAUUUCUGGUGUUUUGAUGAAUUAAGUCUUGCGAUCAAG
This is a messenger RNA of Arabidopsis arenosa, 371 nucleotides long. NCBI's taxonomy places the organism in Eukaryota, Viridiplantae, Streptophyta, Magnoliopsida, Brassicales, Brassicaceae. The record is from the annotation of a GenBank genome assembly.